GGAGGUGGGAUAUAUGUGUGAACAGAGGACAGUGAAAGGGGAGGUCUGUGUGUGGGGGUAGCAGGGGGUCUGCAUGCAUGGGGAGGUGAGGGGUCUGUCUACAGAGGGCAGUGGAAAGGGAGGCUCUGUGGGUGGUGGAGAUCUCUGGGGGGAGGAACUGAUGGGGAGUGUUUGUGUUCAGAGCGGUUGAGGAGGUUUUCAAGGAGCUGCAAGAGAGUUGGAGGGCUCUGUAGAGUGGUGGUGGAGGGCUGUCAGGGGCAGUGGAGUGGUUAUGUGUGGGGGUGUUAGGGUGCUCUGUGUGUGAGGAGAGGACAGUAGGGUGUUGUGAGGAGUCUGGGGGCAGUGGAGGGGUUCUGUCGGCCUCCUGUGUAUGUAAGGACAUGUGGAGUAAGGAGGGGUUGGGGUGGUGUGGCUGGUAGUGGGAAGGUCAGUGCAGAGAAGUCAUGGUGUGAGGGAAACAGGGCAUUCUGUGGGGACUGUGGGAUUUGCAGGGGAGCACUGGGGGCUCAGUGCCAGGGGCUGGGGGGCUGGUGAGGGCAGCAUGCGGGUUGCAGGAGGAGAUCUGUGUAUGCUCAUGCAAGGGCAGCAGAAGAGGGGAGGGGUGUGGGGGGGGCAGCUGAAGGAAAGUACCAUGUGUUUCUUCUGAUAAAAAUAGGAUCCCCUAGCGGGGGGGGCAUGCCAAGGGCAGUGAUACAAUGAGCUAGGCUGACAGUUGCAGCCCACAGUGAGCCCACAAGCCCUAGGAAGCAGCCAGCAGGUAACAGGAGGGUCCGGUGCUGCCCCCUGCCUUAAAGGGCCAGAUUCUAGCCUGUUGGGAAAGGGUUAAAAGCCCUCACCUUGCUCCUGCUUCCUGUUUACAUACCCCACCACACCCCCACCCUCUCUUCCUAGACCUGGCAAUAGUGUGGCCAAGAGAUGGAGCCACAGGAAGCUGUGCCCCUCCCCACACCAGCAACAAAGCAGCCCAGGCCCUCGGAGGCUGAUGGCACAGCAGGAGAGAGUGCGGAAGGGAUGGCGGGGAUGCACGCCAAAGAGGCAGCACUGGGGGACAAAGGGCUGGGGGGAGCAGAGGAUCAUGGGGGUGAGGCCAAAGGGAGCAGUGGGGCAGUAGUAGAGGAUGCUGGGAGUGAGGCCAAGGGGGGCAGUGGGGCAGUAGUAGAGGAUGCUGGGAGUGAGGCCAAGGGAGGCAGUGGGGCAGUAGUAGAGGAUGCUGGGAGUGAGGCCAAGGGGGGCAGUGGGGUAGUAGUAGAGGAUGCUGGGAGUGAGGCCAAGGUGGGCAGUGAGGCAGGAGGAGCAGAGGAUGCUGGGAGUGAGACCAAGGUGGGCAGUGGGGUGGGAGGACCUGAGGUGAGAGCAGAGGAAGGUGUGGGCUCCAAAGCAGUGGAGACAGCAGGAGUAGGAGUGUCUGGGGCUGAACCCCAGGAAGAAGCAGCUGGGACCAAACCAGAAAAGGAGGUGGCUGAGGAGCGUGGGGCUGGAGCCCCAGGCAAAGAGGAGCGCACUGCCAGCACUUCAGAGGAGCCAGUGUCCCUAGACCUGGGGGAAGAGGAGGAGUACUGGCCUGAGCUUGCACCCAGCUCCCCUGAUCAGGGCCCAGCCAGCCCCACAGGCAGCACUGUCUUUGCCCAGGACACAGGGGGCUCACAGUCAGAAGGUGCUUCCAAGGGCCAAGAGGGCAGUGCCAGCCCUGGUGAGGCAAUGCAGCAGCCCAGGGAGCGGAGCACCGCACCUGAGGGAGCAGCACCCCCCAAAGAGAAACCGAAGCGGCCAGCACUGGAUCGGAGGGAACUGACCCGGCCCCGCCUGGGCCCCAGGACUCAGUCCCGCAAGGCCAUCGUGGAGAAGUUUGGGGGGGCAGCCAGUGGUCCUGCCCCAAAUAUCAAGCGGACGGGGGGCACCAAUGCCAUCAAGAACAUGCUGCUGGAAUGGUGUCGCGCAAAGACCCGUGGUUAUGAGCACGUGGACAUCGUGAACUUUUCCUCCAGCUGGAGCAGCGGCUUGGCCUUCUGUGCCCUGGUGCACAAGUUCUUCCCUGAUGCCUUUGACUACGCAGCCCUCACGCCCGAGAACCGCAGGGAAAACUUCACCUUGGCCUUUGCCACCGCUGAGAAGCAUGCCGACUGUGCCCCGCUGUUGGAGGUAGAUGACAUGGUGCGCAUGAGUGUGCCUGACUCCAAGUGUGUCUACACCUAUCUCCAGGAGCUGUACCGUAGCCUGGUAAACAAGGGGCUGGUGAAGACCAAGAAGCGGUGAAGCAGGGCAGGGCCCACACUGGGGAAGGGGAGAGACCCAGCACCUGCAGAGACUGCCCACAGGCAUGGGGGAGGAGGGUGUUCCCACAUUCCCAAACACAAAGCCUCUGCCCCAUCUGCCAAGGACAACUGCAGCCUGAGGGGCUACUGGGCUGUGGCUUUGUCCUGCUAGGUCUCCUACAGCAGCAUCCUCCUGCCCCAGGAGGUGGAGAGGCUCUUCCUGCUAAUGCAGAGCAGACUGGGUGAGAGGCUCAGGGAUAGCGGGGUGUUGCUGCCAUCCCAGUUCUGCUAGAACCCAGAGUCCCCCCACCAAGUGCUGUUGCUUCUACAGCCCUGGUCCAGUGAUGGGAGUGGGGGCAUCACUGUGGGUCCCAGAUGUUUAUGAGCCUGGCUUUGCUUUCAAUGUGAGGGAUGGAGUUGCUAGAUACCAAGACAGUCCGUUACAGAGGUGGAGAAGACCUGCAGAUGCCGUGCAGUCCCCUCUAGACUGGCAGAUCAUUUGGACUGCCCCUGCCUGCCAAGAAAGUAGCCGGUGGCAGGCACAGCACGUUUCUCAUGGGUGCCCCAAAGCAGCUGGGAUGGUAGCAGCUGGCAGGGACCACGCUAAGCUGUCCUCCUGCCCCAGAAGCCGAACACCCUGUGCCCUACAGAUGUCACCCUCCCCUUGGCCAGAAAGACAUGUGCUCCCCCUCAGCACCACCUCAUGCAUCUCCUCCCCUGGGAGUCCUCUCCAGGCAUCUGUUUGCUAUGUCCACAGCAGGUGCAUAACCACAGCUAGCAUGUGCAUGUGUUCAAGCCAUUAAAGCAGGUCUACUCUGAGCUCAAGUA
Alligator sinensis (Chinese alligator) is the source of this 3080-nucleotide messenger RNA. It is a transcript of the gene SMTNL1, whose product is annotated as smoothelin like 1. Bases 916 to 2253 code for a protein of 445 amino acids. Gene Ontology annotation, biological process: actin cytoskeleton organization. Lineage: Eukaryota; Metazoa; Chordata; Crocodylia; Alligatoridae. Gene Ontology annotation, molecular function: protein binding. The record is from RefSeq and is a predicted model, not a curated record. Gene Ontology annotation, cellular component: filamentous actin; microtubule organizing center. The transcript has 9 exons.